Molecule: messenger RNA, 1737 nt
Organism: Rotaria socialis
Lineage: Eukaryota; Metazoa; Rotifera; Eurotatoria; Philodinida; Philodinidae
Source: the annotation of a GenBank genome assembly
AUGCUGCAUACUAUCACUAUUGAUCAUGUUAAAGAAGCUCUCGAUCAAUUCAAUCGAGGUCAAAAGUAUUUGUAUAAUACUAUAACAGCAACUAUUAAAGAAAAUCAAACGAAUGAGCAUUGGUUAAUUCAAUUGUUAAAUGAGUUACGUGAUAAUGUUGAUUUAUUUGAAAAUAUGAAUGAUCAAUUUCUUGAUUUUCUCCAGUUACAAAUUAAUUGGGCAAAACAAACAAAAGUAGUACUUGAUACAUUUGGUACUUUUCAAAUUACUCUUAUUUCAUCGAAUACAAAGCAUGCACAACGUUAUCUCGGUUUUCUCUUCACACUUUUUGCUAUACCAGAAAAUUCAACCAAUCCUCCUCUAAUACACGAUUUUGCGCAUGAAACAUUACAACAACUCGUUCUUAUCGUACCACUAUCGUUAACUCUUCUGUGUCCAACAGCCGAACAACAUUUUCCAUUUAUGACAAAAGAUGCGAAUAUACAAGUAGUCUAUAUUAGAAAUUUACUUCGAUCAUUAUCAUAUUUAUCAAUACAAAGAUCACGUUAUCUUGAAAUAAUUGUUUCGAAAUUAAUUCGUAUAGAUGUUCAUGCAUCACGAAAAGAUAUUCUUCAUGCUGAAAAAGUUAAUAUUGAAGAUGAACUUGUAUUUUCACUUGAACAACUUCAUACAAACGACAAUAAUGAAAUGAAGCAUGAUCAAGCCGAUAAACUCGAUUGUCUUAUGUAUGUUUUGUUUGAAUAUAUAACAAAUGUAGCUGUUCAAAAUGGAAUAGUUAAUUAUCUAGAAGCAAAAUCAUUAUUUCGAGAUUUAUUAAAUGUUUUUAAUAAAAUUCUUUUGCCAACACAUGAUUCAUCUCAUGUUCAAUAUCUUCUAUUUCACAUUUGUAGUUUUCAUACGGAUUUCAGCGAUGAAUUCAUGAAUAAUUGUUGGCGAACAUUCACAUCACCAUCAGUAUCGAUGACAUUUCGACAAUCAGCUGUUUGUUAUCUGUGUAGUUUAAUUGCUCGAGCUAAAUACAUUUCGACAAGAUCUGUAUUAACUAUAACACAAUUAAUGGUUGAUUGGCUACAUAGUUAUGUUAGUACAACGGAGACAAAUAGUAGCAAUCCAAAUCGUCAUUUACCAUUUUAUGCUAUUUGUCAAGCAAUUCUCUACAUAUUUAUCUAUCGACAUCAUGAAAUAGCUCGACUACCUGAUGGCAUAGAAACUGUUUCACAAUGGCGACUUAGUCGUAUAAUUGCAUCGGAAUUGAAUCCUCUUAAAUAUUGCCUAGCUGCGAUCACUCUUCGGUUUGCACAAUUAGCCAGAAAUUAUCAAAUUGUUUUUUGCUAUUCAAUUAUUGAAACAAAUAAUCGUUAUUCUUUACCAGAAUUAUUUGCAACUAAUAGUUAUUCUAACGAUAAUUCAGCAAUGAUACCGUCAGAUAUUCUCUAUUCUUAUUUUCCAUUUGAUCCAUAUGUAUUAAAACGUUCAUCUAUAUUUAUUCGGCCAAUAUACAAUGAUUAUCGAGAAGAAAAUGAUGAUAUAGCUACAACUAACGAAUCAACAGGAGACACAAAUGGUCACGAUCUUGACGAUGGCGAUGAUAUGUUAACAUCAAUGAUGAUGAGUACAACUCCGGGUAGCUUUGAUCCAAUAGAACAAAUGUCAUCAUUAUCAGCGUCGUUUAAAAAUACUCGUAAUCCUCCUUCAAUACUACCGUUUGGUCGAUCGCCAGGUUUUCGAAAUAUAUGA